Messenger RNA from Abrus precatorius (Indian licorice), 5120 nucleotides. Its product is annotated as probable pyridoxal 5'-phosphate synthase subunit PDX2. NCBI's taxonomy places the organism in Eukaryota, Viridiplantae, Streptophyta, Magnoliopsida, Fabales, Fabaceae. The transcript has 6 exons. Gene Ontology annotation, molecular function: glutaminase activity. Gene Ontology annotation, cellular component: cytosol; glutaminase complex. Gene Ontology annotation, biological process: pyridoxine metabolic process; pyridoxal 5'-phosphate biosynthetic process. Bases 215 to 1069 code for a protein of 284 amino acids. The record is from RefSeq and is a predicted model, not a curated record.
AGUUAGCAUUUUCGUUUCUUGUUGUACAAUUUCUUUGCUCCAAUGAAAGAGUUUGGGCUAAGCUGAAUCAAUUGAAAUGAGAGUGAAGUGAACAUCACCCUAACCCCAAACCGCGCACGCUCAAACGAGAGGACCAAACUCGUUCUGUGUUAUAUAUAUAUAUUUCUUCACAAACGUGAAAACGCAACUUUCUGUGUUCUUGCACACCCCAAACAUGGCCGUCGUUGGCGUGUUGGCGCUACAAGGAUCUUUCAACGAACACAUAGCCGGCACAUUCAUUUUUUCAUUUUGCUUUCGCUCUUCAUUCCUUCUUUUGCUUAAUCUCACAAUAAGCACUGACUACUAUUUUGUGUUGUGUGUGGCAGCUCUGAGAAGGUUAGGGGUGAAAGGCGUGGAGAUUCGAAAGCCAGAACAGCUUCACACCGUUGGUUCCCUCAUCAUCCCUGGUGGAGAAAGCACCACCAUGGCUAAGCUCGCUGAAUACCACAAUCUGUUUCCUGCAUUGCGAGAGUUUGUACAAAUGGGAAAGCCUGUUUGGGGAACCUGCGCUGGGCUUAUAUUCUUGGCAAACAAAGCUAUAGGACAGAAGACUGGUGGACAACAAUUGGUUGGUGGACUUGACUGUACUGUGCAUAGAAAUUUCUUUGGAAGCCAGAUUCAAAGCUUUGAGGCAGAGCUUUCCGUGCCAGAUCUUGCUUCCAAGGAAGGUGGUCUUGACACAUUUCGGGGCAUUUUUAUUCGUGCCCCUGCAAUUCUCGAAGCAGGGCCAGAAGUUCAGGUGCUGGCUGAUUAUCUUGUACCUUCUAGCAGCUUGUUGAGUGCUGAUUUCUCUUUUGAAGGCAAAAAGGAGAAUGCUGAGGAAGAAAGUAAAGUUAUAGUUGCCGUGAGACAAGGGAACGUACUAGGGACUGCUUUCCAUCCUGAAUUGACAGCAGAUACUCGAUGGCAUAGUUAUUUCUUGAAAAUGGCAAAUGAGAUUGGAGAAGAGGCGUCAAGUAGCCUUGUUCCUGCGCAAGUUGGUACAAGUUACAAUCAUCAAUCCUGGAAUGAUCUUCCUAUCUUUCAAUAGGACCAGAUUGCCAUGAAGCCUUUCUUAAAAUUACCGUGGAUGAUUUUUUUUAUUUAAUUUCUCUUGAUAUUGAUAUCAGAUAAUUGUUACAUUUCAGUAAGGUAGCUAAAUAGUUGCUUUUUGACAAAUAGUAUUAUAUUAUAGACUUUGGUGUUAUUGUCAUGUAGUCAUAUCUGACUCAUUUUUCUCGUGCCUUGAAAAGCAUCAUAAAAUAUUUAUUCUAGCAUUUUCUUUCUGUUGUUGGUCGAUCAUAAGUAGAUAUAUAUCUUAUUUUGUUUACAGAAUCCAGGCUGCGAUGUGUUCUGUGUGUGAAGUUUGAAUAUCAAUUAAUGUUCUUUUUCUAUGGGCCAUGUAACUCCAACUAGAAAGAACAAAUAAUUUUUAGUGUAUUACUAGAGCAUGGUCCUUAUAAAGAAUAUUGCCUGUGAGUAAUAUCGAUUGGCAUUAUGAAGAUUUGGUUAUUCCAUAAUCAGCUACUGCUACUAAGAUCUAUAAAUUUGAUGGAUGUUGAAAUCUACCGUUAUCUACUUGUAAAGCAUCUAAAAAAGAACUUUUCUUUUUUUUUUUCUUUACCUAAUAAUAGUACAUUACCAUGAAAACGUCCGAUAAUGAAAUGUAUUCCUUUGAUAUAUUGAAUGGCACCAUUUGUAGUUUAAUAGAUAAGUUCAUUUCUAUCUUGGUAAGUACUGUCAUGUUCAAUCAAUACGUAGUCGCAGAUUUUAUUUAAUUACAAAAGCCAGUUCAAUCAAUAAAUAUACCUAUAAUGUCCAUUAGUUCUGAUGUGGGUUACGUGGACGUAAGUAGUAGGAACAGAAUAUCACAAGCAGAUGAUUUUAAGUACACAUUCAUGUAUUUUGAUAAAUUUGUGUAAUAAAAAAUUGUCAUAUUUCAAUCAAAUCAAAUUUUUGUGCAUGAACAUUGUAACUCUUAAUUUAUAAAUAAAAAUUGUUACCCCUUUCUCCUCCAAACCCUUCUAUUCAAAGAGACACGAGCUCAAUGCCAUUUGACUGGAAGGUUACGGGGAGGUGUCAGGUUUUGAUUUAGUUUAUUUUUGAGAUCUUUUUUUUCUUAUUACAGCUUUAUGAUAUGAUAUUCAUAAGCCCCAUGGGUCCAUAUUCGCUCGUGUUUGAACAAUUUGCUAAAACAAUUGACAGAAAACCAUGAUUCAAUCAAUAUUAGCAGUGCCACCGAUUCGACUAGUCCUUUCAACUUAUGAAUGGCAUUAGUUCCUAUAGUACUGGAGAACCACAGUGGGAUUAAAUUGAACAUGGUAGGCGCAUUCAUAGAUGUACAUUGUAAAUAAGAUGGUCGUUAGUUUUCGCUAAGCAUAAUUAUGCCAUGCAUUGAUCAAAAAGAAAUUUAUAUUACUUAAAGCAACCCUUUUUAGGCUACAAUGCGCAAAGGGAAAUACAAGAACAAUGACUGAGGGAAGCUCAAGUAGCUGGCAAUAUAUCGUCCCAACUACAGAAGACAUAUUUUCUACCAGCACAAACACAAAAUAACCUAGUAUGCACAGUCAGAAUAUAUAAUAGCCUCCCUCACCAACAAAACAUCAUAACCAAGGUUUUAAACACUGAUCUCAGUCAUCAUCUUCGUCCUCCUCCUCUUCCUCCUCGUCAUCGUUCUCCUCCUCCUCCUGCUGGUCCUCCUGUACAAAAAGGGAAAACACUGACCUCAGAAAAAAGAGAGGGCUUUGUGCUUAAAUGCUUAUCAUCAAAACAAUAAAAAAUCAGACUUUCCUUCUGUGAAAAACUUAAAACCCAGCAGUAAUAGCAUUUAUGCACCUUUAAACUACGGAUUACGGCAUCUCAAUUUAUUGGGAAACUUUCCAUUAUAAAAAGGCUACAGUAUUAAUCAAAAGGUUCAAUCCAUGCCGGAAACUCCAUAUUAAACAAACUUCUUUUGGUAUGUAUUUAAAGAGUUAAAAGAGGUAAUAAAUUCAUGCUCUUUACCAUCCACGCCCCUAUGAUAAUAAACUCAUUACAUUUACUCCUUGACAAAACUUUUUUUUAUCUCAUUUUCACCCUUUAGAGCUAAAAUCCUGAAACCAAAGAAACCAAUACAAGUACAUGUGUAGAAAUUUUAUAUAAUAUUUGUUUAGUCCAAGCUCCUUAUCACAAUCUAAAUUUAAGGUCAAGAGAAUGCAUUCUAAAUAACCUAAUUAACAUAAAGAAAAAGAGGAAAGAAGUAAGACUACCUCUCCACUAGCUUCAUCAUCUUCAUCAUUUACUUCAGAUUUGGACUUGUCAGAUUCAUCAUCUGCAGAGCUUCCCUGGCAACAUUAUAGAAAAUAAAGUAUAUAAGAAAGACAAUCAAAGCACCGCACACAACAAAAAAAUUGCCACAGGGUACACACCUGCUUUUUAUUAUAAGCAUUCAUAAGUUUUUCAUACUCAGCUUUCCUCUUUGCAGCCUUGGCUUCAUAUGGAGCUUUCUCCUUUCCAUUCCAAAGAGAGUCAAAAUUCAUAAAAGAAUAAAUCCCUUCUUCAAUAUAAUAAGUUCAUUCGGUAGAAAUAUAUUGUUGGUAUACUGGAACUAAAUUGAACCAGCAUUUGUGCAAAAACACAAUGAAGAAAUUAAAAUAAUUUAGAAGAUAAAAAAAAAGUGUUGUUAUAGAUAAAAGUUGCAGAGCUUAUUACAGCAGUAGACAUGGAUUUCCAUUUCUCUCCUCCAGCUUUCCCAACCUUCAAUUAAAAAGUGCAGCAAAUAAUUUAGAUGCUCAUUAAAAACAGUAAAUCAUCAAAGAAGAAGAACCAGUUUAACAUGUAACUUACAGCUGAUACAGCCUUCACACUAGGAUUCUCUGCCUUAAAGGUCUUUCGGAACUCCUCACUAUAACAAAGCAGGAAAUACAUCAUAUAAUUUUUCUUACUGAAAUAUCAAGGAAAGAGCAAAGACAGAUACAAACAGGAACACAAAGAAAGCAGUGGGUGGCCUUUUCGGCUUGUUGGGGUCUUUCUUGGCCUUCUUCUCCUUCUUUGCCUUUGGUGCACUACUCUUGUCAGGCCUACUAGAAGCCUUCCUCUUUCCAACCUUUCUGAAAACAAUAGAGAUAUAUGUUCCAUCACUACACUAUUCCUGUAACAGCUGGAUGCACCAUCAAGUAUGUAUAAUCAGAUGUUAAUAGAAUGUGUAGACAUAAACAAAUGGGCCAGAAACCAGAAAGUCAACACCCCAAUGCACAACGGGAUCCAUGUUUACAUGAAAAAUAAAAAUGCCUCAACUAAUUCAGUCAAGUGUAAUGAAAUAGAAGCUAACCGGUCAUCAACAGGCUUCAGAGCUUCUUUGGAGAUCUUCAAUGCUCCCUUGCCCUUUGCAUUCUUCAUUGUUUAAUUCCUGUACCAAGACAAUAAUGCACAGCUUUUAUGAAAACAAAGGAAUCAGAAAAUUUCAAAUAAAUAGGGACAAAAGAUAGAUUAAACUUGAAUAAGUUAAAUAAAAAAAUUAGUUCAUACAGAAACAGGACUCCCACUAAAAUAAAAGAAAAUGCACCCUACGGGGUUAACUGGUGCUGACUAAAUGUUACACAUAUCCACCUAAUACAAUACCUUAUAGAAUUUCAUAUGUUUGAGAUUUUGUGGCAACAGCAUGACUCUCUCUCACACACACACAUAAAGUUGAUUUUUCCAUCAAAAUUCAAAAAUCAGAUACUGUGUAAAUCAGCAAAGAAAGGAUAUGACAAUCACAAAAAAAAAAGAAGCACAUGCAAAAUCCUUAAGUCAUAUUAUAGUAGCAUACACAUCCUUUGAAGCCACAGGAAACAAAUUCAAAUGAAAAGAGAAAGAGAAAGACAGAGAGAACAAAAUUGAAAAACAUGGAAACAACAAAUACUCAUUUAGCCUAGUUUAUGUAAUUUUCUCCUCCCUUUAUUUUUCACCUUCUCAUAAACCAUAACCCACUUCAAAAAAAAAUAAAAAAUAAAAAAACAAACUUUGAAUUUCCUCAGCUUCCAAACAGAAAUUCAACAAACCCCCCUCCCCCAGCAAAAAAAAAAGGGGGAAAUAAAAAAUAAAAAUAAAAAAGAAGAAAAUUGAAGAACAAGGUCACCUUU